AUGCAGCUCAACAGCCGUCUAUUGCUGGGUGGUCUGAUCGCCUUCUACCACGUGGCUGCCCAGACCGUUGUUGUCGAUAGCGAGACAGUCGAUGCUAAUGAGGAUAAUGUUUGUGAGGCGGGCGAGGCUGUCGAGGGUGAUUAUCUCCCUGAGGAGAAGACCCAAUUGACUGAUGUCAUCCUGUCAAAGCUUACUGAGCUCAAACUCACUGAUGCCUCCCUCCUCGCCUUUGCUGACGGCUCCGAGGCUCCUUCUCAGAAGUGCAAGACCUUUCCCGGAGAGGAGCACUGGCCGGGCGAUGUCAGCUGGCGUGUUCUGGAUCUCGUCACUCGAGGUGCUGUUAUCAGGAACGUUCCCAUUGCGGCGCCAUGUUACAAAGACUACGUUGUCUACGAUAAGGAUCGAUGCAGCGAGGUUAUCGGGCAAUGGGGAAACUCGUCUCUUCACAUAAGGGACCCAACUUCCGUCAUGUCUCCUUUAUAUGAAGGUCUCACAUGUCCGCCCAGCGAAGAUCCCAGUGGGAAAUGCACUCUGGGUGGCUACCCAGUCUACUCGGUUGACGCUCGCAACGUCGCUCACAUUCAGCUGGCCGUCAACUUUGCUCGUUCCAACAAUAUUCGGUUGGUGAUCAAGAACACUGGUCACGACUUUAACGGCCGCUCUGCUGGUGCUGGCGCUCUUUCGAUCUGGACUCAUCGCUUCAAGACCAUGGAAUUUCUUGAGGAGCGCAAGACCUUGUCGUACUGUGGUCCAGCCUUGAAGGUUGGCGCCGGAGUCGUUGGAGCCGAGCUUUAUGAAGCUGCUGAGAAGUACGGUGUUACCGCUGUGGGAGGUGAGGGUCUUAGUGUCGGUUAUGCUGGCGGAUAUCUGGCUGGUGGUGGACACUCGCCCAUGUCGCCUCUAUAUGGCAUGGGUGCAGAUCAGGUCCUCAGUAUCGAAGUCGUCACUGCGGAUGGCCGCUUCAUCACGGCCAACGAGGAACAAAAUACCGAUCUCUUCUGGGCUCUCAGAGGUGGCGGCGGCAGCACUUACGGUGUUGUAACUUCUUACACCGUCAAGGUGUACCCGAAGAUCAAGGCUGCUGUCAUGUCAUUCAACUUUAGCAGCGCCGACACCUCCUACGACACUUUUUGGCUUGCUGUUCGAGCUUACUGGGAACUCAUCCCGACUUUCAAUGACGCGGGAAACUACGAAUACUGGAACAUCUGGCAUACCGGCCCUGAAACUUUGACUUUUAACAUGGUUCCUUGGUUUGCGCCUGGCAUGACCCUUGCGGAGUUGAAGGCUCUGACCAAGCCCCUCUUCGAUAAGUGGGAUGAGUUGGGCAUCAAGUUUGAAGUUACCGAGUCGGAACAUGAUAGUUACUAUCCUGCUUGGAAGGCUGGCUUCCCUCGUGAGGUUAUUGGAGGGGCUGCUUCGAAGACGGCCGGGCGUCUUUUCCCCAGGGAAAACUUGGUAGAAAAGUUCGACGCGACCUUUGACGCGCUGAAGAGCGUGUGUGACAAGGGUGGACAGAUUAUCGGCUUCGGCAUCACUGGUGGUCCCGGACCCUAUCCUGACAACGCUGUCAACCCCGCAUGGCGAGGUUCUGCAAUGUGGGCGAUCGCCGUCAUCAACUGGCCCGAGGAUAGCUCUAGAGAAUUCGCCGCCCAAGAGAGCAAGAAGCUGACAGAGGACUGGAUGAAGCCUUGGCGAGAGGUUUCCCCUGGCAGUGGUGCGUACGCUUCGGAAGCGGAUGUGACAGAACCCGAUUUUCACCAGUCCUUUUAUGGAACAGAGAAGUAUGAGAGACUUCUUGGUAUCAAGGAUAAAGUUGACCCAAGUGGUCUCUUUUACGCGCAUGAGGGUGUUGGCAGUGAUCGUUGGUAUGUCACUGGUCAACUCGACGGACUUCCGACGCAGAAUGGGCAGCUCUGCAGGGUUUGA
Messenger RNA from Fusarium falciforme, 1926 nucleotides. RefSeq names its product FAD-binding PCMH-type domain-containing protein. The coding region runs from base 1 to 1926 and encodes 641 amino acids. The transcript has 5 exons. The record is from RefSeq and is a predicted model, not a curated record. Gene Ontology annotation, molecular function: FAD binding; oxidoreductase activity. NCBI's taxonomy places the organism in Eukaryota, Fungi, Ascomycota, Sordariomycetes, Hypocreales, Nectriaceae.